AUGAAGCUGCUCUUGCACCCGCCGCGGGCUUUGCGGGUUGCGUCUCGGACUGCGGUUCAAUGGACGGGUAAAGAAGCGCCACAUGUACUGUCUACAUACUCUGCUCUCUGUCUUAACCCGCUGCUGCCGCAACAAUGGCGCGCACGCCGGACAGUCUCAAAUACGACCACCGCAACCGCAACCGCAACCUCUCCAGAUAAGCCCACGGAAAUCCAGAUUGCAUCGCAUGGCCAGCAGCAGCAGCAGCAGCAGCAGCAGUCUCUUCAACUGACAAACCAAGUCCGCCUCCUCAUGCGCCGAAUUCCCUACCCCGUUGCCAUCAUCACAUCAACCGACCCUACCCACCCCCCAGGCCCAACGACAAGCAAGUGCGCCUUUCGUGGAAUGACCGUCUCCUCUUUCAACACCGUAACUCUCACCCCGGAGCCCGUGAUCUCAUUCAACGUCCGCAGACCAUCCGAAACCCUGAAUGCGCUGUUCGCAUCGGAGAGGUUCCUGGUCCAUUUGCUCGCACCGCGGAAGGAAACGGCAGCGUUGGCAAGGGAUUUCUCCAGGGGGAAUCAGCAUCUUGCGCUCUUGAACGCAGGCGAGGGGGGUAGUGAGUUUGAGUUUUGCUCGUAUUUCUCUCCCGCGCCUCAUCGAACGUCACCGGCUGGUUCGGCUUCUACGACUACUGGCGAUGAUGGUGACGGUGACGGUGGCGGUGACGGUGACGGUUCAGGCCCUCUUCUUCCACUCCCGCUACUUCAGAAGAAGAAAUCGACAUCGACAUCGACAUCGAAAUCUAACAGAGAUCGCCCUGCGGAGCCCCAAACCGGGGAAUCCGAAUCCGAACCCGAGUUCUUUCCUUUCGUUUUCGAAUGCCGGCUGCAUCCAGCACGCGUAGACGUACACGACCACACCAUUGUCGUGGGGACCGUCGUCCGUGCGCUGGAGGGUAGUGACUUCUCCUCCUCUCCGCAGAGCGGAGAUACCUCCCCGACGGAUUUAUGUCUAACAUACGCAAAUACCCGAUUUUGGGAGAUGGGCCACGAGAUAAUAAAUAAUUAG
This is a messenger RNA of Aspergillus ochraceoroseus IBT 24754, 1050 nucleotides long. RefSeq names its product flavin reductase family protein. Gene Ontology annotation, molecular function: FMN binding; riboflavin reductase (NADPH) activity. The record is from RefSeq and is a predicted model, not a curated record. The transcript has 2 exons. Lineage: Eukaryota; Fungi; Ascomycota; Eurotiomycetes; Eurotiales; Aspergillaceae. The coding region runs from base 1 to 1050 and encodes 349 amino acids.